AGUGACCUCAACGUUCGUGUGUCACUACAAUGUACAUGUACAUCUACAUGUACAUGUAGUGUAGGCCUACAUGCAUAAUGCUCUGUUGCUGCGAGCAAGGCUGCAGGGUUUGAAAGCGUAUAGUACGCUGAGCAAUUGUGUCAUCAGCGAUCGGUGCCUAGCGCGAGCGGCGCGCGCUGAGUGGCCCGUCAGACAGAUAUAGCAAGGCGAGGCUGCAUAAUUUUGCCUCUCCGGAACCCGUGCGUGUGUGACGUAUCCUCCGUUUGGAGAGUGAACGUAGGGAAGAAACUAGCCGUACCUGGAUUUUGACCGUAAGCUCAUGUGUACAGUUUAUGUACAAGUACACGCCCGUGUGUGAGCUCUGAGAGCAAGCGUUGGAUGCAGGGAGUGCUGUCUUGAUGCGGUAGCCCAGCCCGUGAUAAACCCGGAUAACGUGCCACGAAUAAUCCCCUUCACUCGAACUACAACCUGCUGUCACGACUUGAUAAUCUCCUCAAUCCGCUACCAGAUUGGAUUUGUGUUUUUUUUUAUAAGGACAUCAUCUCUAUCGUCUCCAUCAUCGACUAAUUUAAGAUGGCUGGGAUGUGUUACAACCUUGUUGAUGUUGCAUUUGCUUGCGUGUUGCUGCUCGGCUCCACUGUUGCGCAGGGAGCAGCCACAGAAGAGGGUGAUCUGCGACUUAUUGGAGGUACCCACGCUUUUCAAGGCUAUCUGCAGGUGCAUUCUGAGGGGAGCUGGGGCACCGUGUGCGGUGAUGAGCAGUGGGAUGAGAACGACGCACGAGUCGUUUGCAGACAAAUCGGCGCCUUUGGUGGUGUCAUGUCUCCGAACAGCACUCACAGUUUUAGCCAAGUCGACGGUAACAGCCCCGUGCACAUGGCAAUGGUCAAGUGCGACGGCACGGAAAAGAGGCUAGAUGGAUGUUCGUUUUCCAACGACACCUCGUCAUGUACGCAUGCGCUCGAUGUCAAGAUGGACUGCGUCAUUCCUGGCUAUAAAGCCUGUGUGACGAGCGAACCUGGCAACGGCGAGCCUCCCCUGUCUGGCCGGACCCAUACCGAGGAUGGUAUGAGCACCAGCAAGUGCGCCCGGCUUUGUCGCCAGGACGGGUAUCACUACGCAGGCGUGGACCCGGGCAACUGCCUGUGCGGCUCGGCGGGCGAUGACUUCCAGCGGUACGGAGUUGCGCCCAACACGGAGUGUAUGACCGAUUGUGGAGGCGAAGCAUCGCAGGCUUGCGGAGCUAAAGGGCACUUGGCUGUCCACGAGGUAAUUGUUGGAAGUUGCAGCGGGAGCUUGAAGGCACGUGAAGGGGUUAUCGCUUCCCCUGAAUUCCCGGACUCCUACCCACUGGAUGGCCGCACCUGCCAAUGGAUCGUCGACGUUUCGGAGAACGGUGACACUGCAGUACAGUUCCCUGUGUUCAAGGUUGCCGAUGGAGACGAGAUCCAAAUCUCUACCAACGGUGGGAAGAAUUGGACGGCGUUCAAGGGCAUGGACUACAACCAAGACAGUCCACCCUUUGUAGCUUCCUUCGAUGAGAACGAACUUAGAGUCAAAUUUGUCAUUACUGGGUCCCAGUCACGAGACAACCACGUAUCAUUCGUGCUGACGUUCCAAGACAACACAACAUGUGACGUCGUAGAGUUCGCAAAUGGCUAUCUAGACGUCGUUGAGGGCGUUGCCUACAGACCCGGCGACAAAGUAAAGGUUCUAUGUGAUUGGAUGUAUGUGACUGAGUGGACGUAUACCACGUGUAAUGAAGACGGAUUCUGGCGCAGACCACCAGAGUGUAAAGAAGCGCCACCUGUUGGUCCCUCCCUCGCCUUCACACAGACGUAUCUGUUCAUGAUGUUGGCAGUCAUGGGCGCCUUAGGACUGAUCUUCUUCAUGGUUAUCUGUGGAGUGCUUUGCGUUGGUCGGAAAAAGAAGAAAGAGGGAUAUACGGGUAUCUCUAGGCAGGAGUCAGCCGAGCCAACUAAGGCAGAGAAUGAGUAUCACAUUGACAUGCAUGAGGGCUCCGAUAUGGACAUGCAACAAGUGGACGGUCAAGAAGAGCAGGCUAUCCCUCUGGCAUCCGGUGCGAUGGACGAUUAGCUGUGAUGACGUCCAGGUACUAGAUCUCAUCACGCGGCGGCCACCUUGGCGUCCAAUUAGCGCACAUUUGCAUGGUUCAAAACGAGGCUUUCAUCCCAUCUUAGGCUUGUGUCAUUGAUCUCAUGAUCUGCACAGUAGCGCUAUGAGAGAAAGAUGGCCGCUGGGUGCGAGAACUUCAUCGGGUAAAUCGUCUUUCGGAUCAGCGCAAGAGGGGGCUAUGCUUAUCAGCAGUAUCAUAUAAUAAUAGGCUGCGUUUGAAUUAGUUGGCUACGGCUUGAAAUAACAGACAAGUCUAUGGGAAGCGGCUGCAGCCACCUCCAUAGGCACGUGUGUAAUCUCCAGGCGUAGCCAAGUCAUUCGGACACAGCCCUAGUUUUUCUAAUCAACAACAAUUAAUGAUCAUUCUUGGAAGGCCAUUUCUCAUGUCUUUAAUUUCAAAUGAAGUAAGAGAUAAAUAAUGCAUGGUUGCCGACAUGACACUGCUGUUGGACUUUUCAACCAUUAGCAAAUGUUACUUCUAUCCGAAUCAAUGACAAAUAAUGAAAACGUGAGACAAAAAGGACUCAAAUAAGCCCCAUCUUGUGCCGAUGGUAUAGAUCAGUGCUGCAGCGCCUUGUUAUUUCAAGAAGAAAAUGUAAAAUGUGUGGCCUCGCUAUUCCAGUUUUUGCUUUUAGAGUUUCCAAAGUAUAUUUCCUUCGCAGUCAUGUAUAUAGAUAAAUUCGAGCAACGUUCCUGUCCAUUAAUGUACAAGUGGUUGUGCUGUACGAGUGUUAUAUGAGACUUUUUGUCAAGUGGAGUAAUUUUACAAUGAAAAUUAAAAUACCAGAAAUUACUUUACUGGGCGCAAUCGAUAAACUAAUACUUCAUGUAAGUGCAUACACAGACAAUGCAUUUUGACACAAUUCUUUAGGGAAUUGUCUACUCUUAAGGCAAACACAUACAUCUACGUCAUGGUGAAUUAAAUAUAAGAACUGCAAAUAAUUUCUCAUGAGGUUCGAGAUUAUAUACACAAUUGCUAACAUCAACAGGAGAAGCGUCUUCUACAAGACUACAGAGUUAAUCAGAGUAACGGAAACGUCUUGUAACAAGACUGUUUCUCGUGAGAGUUGUGGUUGCAGUUGUCACUCAGUCCCAGAAAGUUAUAAACUUUUGACACAAGACUAUUCUUGAGACUUGUGGCCGCAGUCACUCAAAAAAUAAUUUCGUUCAGAUGCGUUUCUGAGCAUUAUAGGCCUAAUCAAACAUUUUUGGACAGUAUUUUUGUAGAAGAAAAACCAAAUUGGAUUUGAACCUUUUACAAAUUCAUUUCUUUAUUCUGAGGAAAUUGGACUCAAGAUGCAUUAUAGUUGAAGGUCAGCCGAAAAAAAUAGAAUAGUGCGCAUUGUGACAAAGAGAUUUUCCUGUAAGUGUACGCGUGUAUUUGUUUUUUUUUUAAUUCUGUGCAGUGUAGAAAAUGCUAUUCUAACAAUCGUGUUAAAAUGCUACACUCGUUAUGCAUGCUCGUAUGCAUUGCACCAGUAACAGUUUACACGCGUGAUGUUAAUAUUGUAAAUUACCUGUACCUUAAACAUUAUGAGGAAUGUAUUAAGACUGUUUUUUAUCGUCUGCAUUAUUUUUAUUACCCCUAAAAUUAAAAA
Messenger RNA from Patiria miniata (bat star), 3734 nucleotides. Its product is annotated as deleted in malignant brain tumors 1 protein-like. Gene Ontology annotation, cellular component: membrane. The transcript has 10 exons. The coding region runs from base 574 to 2097 and encodes 507 amino acids. The record is from RefSeq and is a predicted model, not a curated record. NCBI's taxonomy places the organism in Eukaryota, Metazoa, Echinodermata, Asteroidea, Valvatida, Asterinidae.